This is a messenger RNA of Rotaria sp. Silwood1, 864 nucleotides long. The record is from the annotation of a GenBank genome assembly. NCBI's taxonomy places the organism in Eukaryota, Metazoa, Rotifera, Eurotatoria, Philodinida, Philodinidae.
AUGAUGAUAUUAUUUCUAACAAAUAUAAUCAUUGCUAUUGAAUAUGAUAAUUAUUUAGUUCAUUUAUGGGCUUGUCAUGGUUAUCCAUAUUUAUUUCUUGUUAUCAUUAAUAUAAGUAUUCUAAUAACUGCAGUUAUCGCUAUUGAAAGUGUAUUAAAUCGAUACUUUAGUAUUGAUCGAUUUCGUUCUCGUAAAUGUACUUUAUUCGUUUUAUGUGGUCUUUUUAUUCUUGUUUUAAUAUUAAAUCUGGAUAAAAUAUUUGCUCGACAUUUAAAACGAGAUCAAUCAAGUCUUUUAUUUUGUGCUUAUGAAUAUCCUUUACAACAAUUUUGGUUUUACAUGAAUAAUUCUACAUUUUAUUUUUAUAUAUUUAUUCCAUGUAUGAUUCACUUAAUAUGUAUGAUAUUUAUUUUCUCAAAAAUAAAGCAACAAAAACAAAAAUGGUAUCGAAAACUACAUAUCUGUAUCGAUAAUCUUUUUCCAUCGUUUGUUAUGAUUCUGUGUUUAUGUAUAUCUGCUUUAUUUCAAUAUUUAUUCGAUUCUUGCAUAAUAUAUUCAAAUAGAUUUUAUAUACGCCUUCGUAUUGGAUUUUUAUUAAUACUUUACAUUCCACAUAUAUUUACAUUUUUAAUUUAUGUAUUGCCUAACAAAUCUUAUUUAAAAGAAUUUCAACAAUCAUGGAUUUAUCGCCUAUUUUGCUGCAGUUGUUGUUUAGCUGAUAAACAACGUCAAAUACAAGAAUUUCAAAUUCUACACAAUUUAUGGUACCGACGAACAUCAUUAGAAAGUGUGAUGACAAUAUCAAGUCUGAAUGACUUUUUUGUUAACAGUGAGUUUUACAAAAGCAUUAAAUUGGAACUUUAA